AAACGAUUCCAGUACGCACGUGGAGGAAACAUAUUUAUUUACAUCUCACUUUUUCAACAUUAGGCGAGUUUGACAGUAAGAAAAGUGAAAAUGGGGAAAUCGUCGAAACACAAGUCAGAAAAUACAUAUAGAUUUCAAUCCUUUACAGAAAGGAUAUCUGCUGUGAAUAUUGAUGUGAUUCACAAAAUACGCCACUAUGAUGACACUCAAGGGGAACAAGAGACAUAUUUUGGAGAAGCACUCACUUUGUGGUCAGAACUUAACUGUACAGAGCACUUCAAAUUGUUUCAGCAGGAGAUAAGUGGACAAGUGAAUACAUUUACUCAGCUCGUUCAUCAUGAGGAUGAGAUUGUAGCAGCAUUGAAGAAACAUCUUCAGGUAGCCAGAACACUGGCCUACGAGCCACUUCUUGAUCUUCUGGUGCAGCUGGCGCGAGAUCUACAGACUGAUUUCUACCGACAUUUUGAGGAUUUCUUUGUCAUCCUUGUCAAGUUGCUUAAUGCAAACUCUCACGACACGGACAUCCUGGAGAAGAUGUUUUCCAGUCUGGCCUACAUUUUCAAGUUCUUGUGGAGAUAUCUCGUUAAGGACAUUCAGAGUGUCUUUGGAUAUUUCUCUUCUCUUCUUGGUGGUCAGUAUAAAGACUACAUUCAGAAGUUUGCAGCUGAAAGUUUCGCCUUUUUGAUGAGAAAGGUGAAGGACCAUCAUGAUCUGUUUGACUUUCUUUUCUCCUGUCUCGAACAAGACUCUGAUAAAGCUCAUGGGAUAGGUCAGCUUUUGUUUGAAAUGAUGAAAGGAGUCAAGCACCAGUUUCACAGUAUCACAGACAAGGUAUUGCCUCUGUUGUUGUAUAAAACUGGCCCAUGGAAUCCAGAAGGUAGAAAGUGCAAGUUGCCGUGGUCACAAGUGGAGGGAGCGUUGCGUCAUUUCAUGGGGAGCUGUGCCGAUUACACCUCAAAGGAACACGCUGCCCAACUGUGGUCAGUUUUGUUGAACUGUACAACAAGCGUCCUCAGUUCAUGCAAGAAGUGUACCAAGAAGCAGCAGAAAGAGUGGGAAGAUCAGGUUUGCCGUCUGCUCCGUUUGAUGUGUGUGUGGCUGGAACACCACCACGGAGCCAUUAUCACAGACCCAAAACAAGUGGCAAAUACUCUAAUUCAGAUUGUGAAGGAAGCUCCAAAUCCAGAACAUAUUGGGGAAUCACUGCUGGAUGCAAUUUCAUUGGUUCUCAUCAUGUCACAUGACCAUCUACCCAUGGAUGUAACUGUCAGACUAGUGUCACAGGUUUAUCAAAAGGGGUACAAAGUUACUGAUCUGGCAGAAUUCACCAAAAAAUUGUUUGACUUGCCAAUCUUUGAAAAGGACAUACUGCCCAAUCUUCUGGGCUGGCUGCACUGUGUGCCUCUCGAUGACACAGCGUCUGACGUUUGUCUCGGCCUGGUCACCAGACUCCUCCUACACAAAGUCAAACAGCCCAAUGAUGGGUCAGAUUUACAACAGAUCCGCUCUUACAACCUCGAUUUCUCAACUGUUUUACGCAGCAGAAAACAAGCUGGCAGAUUCCAGAAGUUGAUUUUAUCACUGCUGACGACGGAAUGUGAAGAUAUUCGACAAGAACCAGGCUAUCUCAGUCAGAUGUGGGCAGCUCUGGUUUGUGUUCCUCAUAUCAGCCCGGUUGUAAAGUCGGAUGUCAUGGAUGGUAUCAAGAAAGCCUGGAGCACACUUAAAAGUUUGUUAUCAUCUAGUGAAGAAAAACAGAAUGUUCUCUUUGUGAUGGAACAAGCAGUUGUCUCCCUUCUGUCACUCACUGACGAUUCACUUCUGUAUCUGUGUUUGCCGUGGAACGACAUCAAACAACUUUUACAACAGUUUCCCAGUAACUACCAUGUACUGAAGAUGGCCGAUCUCUACCUCAGCCAAGCUCUGAUUGACGAAGUUUCUGAUAUGCUGCUCGAACAUUGUCUUCUUGACAUAUUUGGUUUCCUGGAAAAGAACUUGGCAUCUUGGUCACAUCCAGUGCGUCUACUGUCUCUUCACAUUCUGUCUCUGUUUCCAGUGAAGCUGCCACAGGUUGAAGAUGUAACUUCAGAUCGUCUCAGUGUGUUUGAGAUAUGUCUGGCUGCAGAGCGUUGCCCACUCAGUGUGUACAACUACCGUGACCGACUGAUGCAUCUCCAGAAACUCGACCACGGCCUUGUACAGUCGUGUAUUCCGGCCGGACCGUUCAGCAAGGUUCCAUUGCUGUAUCUGAUAGGCAGUGUCUUCCUCAACUUCAAACUGCUGUGGGACCCACUGAGAGUUCUGAUCUCCAGUCAUGCUCAGGGGCUGGAGAAAAGUGCAUUCUGGGAGGUCUAUUGUGAACAUCUCGUCAACGGUGCUAGCAUGGCAGAAAAGAGUUAUGAAGGCAGUCGAUUACAGACAGUGUCAGACUCCAACAAGUCAGUGUGUAGUGACUCAAACCACACGUGUGUGUCCGGCUUGUUCAACCAGCAGACGGCAGGGAGUGUCGACACAGACAGUCGCCCGGACUUCACAAACUUCCGUCUGCAGCUGUGGAAGUCCAUGCAUCUCUUCUCAGACAAGUGCGAGCCCAAAUCAAGAGAGAUCUCUCCUUUGUUCAUUCGCUUCCUCAGCAAUGAGUAUUUUCCAUCAGAUUUAAGUGUUGCUCCAACACAGAAUAUUUCUGAUCGUGGAUUGGACGAAUCACAGGAAGUUGAAGAAGACGUGGAUGGAGAUCAGUCAGAAGAGGAUGUGACAUCACAUCCUGUCAAGUCUGGUGACAGGACCACAAAGAGAAAAGGAGUUACAAAAUCUCUGCUUGUACAUCUUGAAUUAUUCUCCAAGUUUAAAAAUCCCAAAUCUUUGUACCUGGAACCAGAGCUAAACAAAUAUUACUUUGAGUUUGUGCAGCACAAGAACAAUGAUGUACAAAAGAUGGCAUUCCAGUGUUUAAUGACAUACAAGCCUGCAUAUCUUGUGCCAUACCGUGAGAACUUCCUGCGCAUUCUUGAUGAUAAGACGUUUAAAGAAGAGAUUGUCUUGUUCAGCAUUGAUGAAGAGUCCAGCAUUAUCAAAACUGAACACCGAAACGAAUUACUCACAGUUCUUAUGGGGAUUCUGUUUGGGCGGAUGCAGAGCAAGGCUGGGAAGGACACGACUGGCCGUGCGAAGAGCAGCGUGCGCCAGUCUAUUGUGUUCCGCUUCCUUGCUGGCUGCUCCAUGGACGAACUUCACACGUUUCUCGACCUCGUCUUCAAGCCAUGUCAACAGUUGAUUACAGCUGAUCCUUGUACCAUGAUUGACGACAUUAAGAACACGCUGAACCUUCAGGAGGUGAUGCCGCUACGCAGGAUGAAAGGAAUAUUGAACACAAUGGCUGUGAUAACCAACAAACUGGGUCAUAUGAUCGAGAGUUAUCUCCCGUCUCUGUUGCGCAUCAUCGUUGGUCUGGCAUCAACCUGUGCAUUAUGCCUGGAGAAACGGGAAGAGGUUAAAUCCAGUGCUGUUAUUUCACUGAAGAUUGUUCGACGUCUCGCUUCUGCAAGGAUUAUAAGUUUUUUUGAUGAGUUUGAUAACUAUCCGUUCAGCAGUGAAGAGAUAGAUGCAGUCUUUCAAGCCUUCGUUUGGCCUCAGUUGUCAAAACUUCCCUUUGAGGGCGUGUACAGUCCCACACCACUGAUGAAACUGUUUGAAGUUUGGAGCAAGAACUCAAAAUUCCAGCCACUUUUAGCCAUGUGCGACCCUGCAAAUCCAGAGUUGUCCCCCUUGUCGAGUGUUCUGGUAUUGCUGAACUCGAAGGACACUUCACACAGUGUGACAGAGUUCAUCCUGACACUUGUAGAAAAUCUCCUACACGAGGAUGAUGCCGUGGAAAACUCCGCUCCUUCACCCUGGACCGACAAGUUACCUAGCAAAGUUUUGAAAGAUCUCGACUUCAGUCAAUCAGACAAUGACAGGAAGUCGGUCGGUGCUUGUCUCGUCCUGCCUCACGUUCCUGUCAUCCUGACCUACUUGAAGAAAGCCGUCUCCUCGCUCAAGUCAAAGGCCAAGGACCAAAAACAAGGAUCCUACACGGGGCUCAAAAUUCUGGCCAAAGUGAGCCAGUUUGCCACUGAUGAUGAACAGUGUUCCACACUUUGUUCACUUCUAUUCCCAUUUCUUGAUGUAAAAAUUAAAAAAGGACAAAAGGUUGAGGAAAACAUCUUGCAGAGCAUUUUAAAUCUAGUUAGUUCUGUCCUGAAGCCUGAGCAGUUUUACAGGCCAGUAGCAAAGCUGUUUUCAGUGAUUACUGUUCGUCAGUCAAGGAUUUUAGUCUGUGACAUUUUCAAGACUAUUGGCAGAAGAGUUGAGAAAUAUGAACAAGUUGCUGAUUGGGUGGAAAAGUUAAAUGCGUGGGACAAACGUCGCACCGAGGAGCCCGACUACACCGUGCGAUUAGAGACGUUCCGGGCCAUCAACCAGUUCAUGGGUCAGAUGGAGGCUCUCGACAUCGAGUUCUUCCUUCCCAUCAUGCACAACUGCUGCCAUUUUAUUCUGACAGUUGAUGACCUGUCACUGCGUGACAACUCGACAUACAGCCUGACGACGAUCCUGUCACAGUUCACGCGACUUGGAUAUGAUCAGAACGUCUUCCGGGAACUCGUCUCCCAGGGCCUGCUGGUCCAGGUGAAGUCCGGACUUCACAGCAAGAACGAGAGUGUUCGUCAUGAGUUUUUCACUCUGUUGGGAACUCUUGUGAAGACAUUUGCAGACAACUCAACAUUUGAGGGUUUGAUAGUUUUACGUGAUGUCGACCCUGACACAGAUUUCUUUGAAAAUAUCCGACACAUACAGGUCCACCGGCGGGCGAGAGCGCUGAGGAAACUGAUGAUGCUGUUAGAACACCACAGCUUCCGCCGAGAGAUGAUCAUGUCGUACUUCUGGCCGAUCGCCACGACUUUCAUUCUUGACCCGAUCUACGCAAAACUCUCCGUCCUCCAUGACGCCGCGGUCCCACUCAUUGGAGUCCUCUGUAGGCUGUUGCCAUGGCAACUGUAUUCCAGUCACCUCAAGUUUUUUCUUGGCUUGUUGCCAAAGAGGCUGGAAAGUCAGAAGCUGCUUGUAAGAGUGAUUGUCUCGAUCCUGGAUGCGUUUCACUUCGACCUGACUCAGUCUGGACAUCACAUGAGCAAGGCUCCUGCUGCUGUGCAGGACAAGAUGGCUGAAGAUCCAGAAGUUACACCAGAUGAGAUACCUGCAGACACUUCCACAAUGGACGCUGCAGUCAAGGCUGAUGAAGAUGAAACGGACAGCAAAGACGAAGGAGGAAACACCACACAGAAAUCUCUAACAGCGGGUGGAAAGCAGCUCUGUUCUAGUAACCUAGCAACGAAAAUCCACGUCCAGAUUCUUCAUGUUAUUAUUCCACAACUUCACAAAGUCCUCACUCAGAAGGCGCGCAGUGACAGUGAGCACAAGUCCGUGAGAUCGAAGUAUGUUGAAGAUGAGGAGAUUCUACGAGUGCCACUCGCGCUGGCCAUGGUGAAACUCCUCCAGAAUCUACCGCACGGCUCGCUUGAGAGGAACCUGCCCGGCAUCCUUUUGAAAGUGUGUCACUUCCUGAAGUCUCGUGCGAGAGAUAUUCGACAGACGGCUAGGGACACCCUGUUGAAAAUGAGUCUGACCCUCGGUCCUCGCUACUUACCCUACAUCCUGUCCGAGAUGAAGGGAAUACUCAAGAGGGGGUAUCAGGUUCACGUUCUUGGCUACACAGUGCACUUUCUGUUGAAACACAUGUCUCCAAUAAUCGAGGCGGGUGACCUGGACGCAGCUCUUCACAACCUGCUGGAGAUUUUCACCGAGGAGUUGUUUGGCACUGCGUCUGAGGAGAAGGAUGUCCAGGAGAUCGCCGCGAAGACGUUUGAGGCGCGCACGACCAAGAGUUACGACUCCUACCAGAUCGUCGCGCAGUACAUCGGACACGGCUGUCUGAUGCGCCUAAUAGCACCGGUGAAAGACAUCCUGGAGAGCACACACAGUCACAAGGUAGCUCAGAAGGUUCAGGACAUCCUACGUAAGAUCUCGCACGGCCUGAUGGAAAACAAGUCUAUACCCAUCGAGACGCUCAUGCUCUUCAUUCACACACUGACCUUUGACACCGUUCACACGCUGCAAGACCAAACCAAAGAAAAACCCAGAAAGAAGGCCCUUGACCCCAGAAUUCAACCUCCAAGCUGUUUACUGCUACAGCCAGCUCUUCCCCGCGGAGGUGAUAAACCGAAGACAGCAAAGAAGACAAACAUCCAUGUGAUUGUCGAGUUUGGACUCCAGCUUCUUUACUUGUGCUUGAAGAGAUCAUCUCUGGUUGCCAGUGACAACCAGCAUCUGCAGCUUCUGGAUCCACUGAUUGGUCCUCUGGCUGACUGUCUGGAAUCCAAACACAUAAAAAUCAACACCUACAGUAUGCGCUGUUUGUUGUGGUUACUGAAGUUUCCCCUUCCGUCAUUGAAAAUCCACAUUGAGAAGAUUGUCAAUGGAUUGUUUGUCUUGCUCAAGAAUUACGCAACUGCAGGGGCUGCCAAGGGAGACAACUUGGAGCUGGUGUUCACCUGUUUUAAGUGUGUCACUGUGUUGCUGAGAGAGGUAAAGUUUUAUAAGAUCGACACGUCAAAACUGCACGUUCUGUUGACAUUUUGUGAAGAGGAUCUGUACGACUACACCCGACAGAGCUCUGCAUUCGUACUUCUUAAGGCCAUAUUGUCGAGGAAGCUUGAUGUUCCAGAACUUCAUAGUCUCAUGGACAAAGUGGAGAAGGAAGCUAUAGUUGCUGAUAAUGCACACAUGCGGUUACAAUGUCGACAGAUCAUUCAGCAGUAUUUGCUGGAUUAUCUGCUAGGAAGGAAGUUAAUAAAGCACCUUGAGUACUUUGUUGCCCAACUCUCCUACAGCGUGGAGUCGGGCCGCGAGUCCACACUUGAGAUGAUGGCCACCAUGUUCUCAACAUUCCCAGAGAAACUGCUGAUUAAGCAUGCUGGGAUGUUCUUUGUGCCGAUGGCUGUAGCUCUAGUCAAUGAUAACUCCACAAGAUGUCGCAAGUUGACAGCUCUCGCAAUAAAGCUACUUCUAGAAAAGAUUGAUGCUGGAACGCGUGACGGUCUGUUUAACAUCACACUAGAGUGGUUUAAAGACAACAAGGUGCAGCACCGGACCCUGGCCGCCCAGCUGUGUGGGUUGUUUGUGGAAGUGGAGGCGGCGGGCUUCAACCACCGGCUGGACAACGUGCUGCCUCUCGUAGAGCAGCAGAUCAACCCCAGCAGAUACCACGACCUCCAGACGCAGCAGCCUGAGUCUGACCAGUCGGCUGACCAUUUCCUGUACAACACACUCAACACCCUGGCCAAGAUCCUGCAGCACUGCGACGUCAUCGCCAAACCACAGUGGACCGAACAACUUAACACCAUAUGGGAACACAUUUAUGCUCAUCUCCAGUACGCACAUGCCUGGGUGCGACUGGUUUCUGCUCAGCUGUUUGGCCUACUGUUUGCCUCAUGGACUCCAGAAGAUCUUUGUCAAACUGAAAACCAGUCUAGUGACAAGCUCUCCCAGUACCUACAGAUUGAUCUUACUGAAAAGGUCAAGCAGCUGAUUUAUGCAUUUGUCUCUCAACUCCAGUCUCCAAUACUGGAUCAGGACCUGGCUGAUCAGGUUGUGAAGAACAUGCUGUUCCUGGGAAGUGUGGUGAUACUGCUGUCACAACAUGACGUGGAUGUCAAGCCGUCUGACGAUGCGGAAACCUCACCUCAACAACCGCUGUCAGUGAGAUGGAUAACGAGGAAAAUGGUGCGAGAAGCCAACCACGAAGCUGUCAUCUCCCCGAGGAAAACAAUCAAGAGAUCCAGUGUUUUCAAGUGGCUGGCCGCGUACAGUCUAAAGCUGGACUCGGAGUGUCUGACAGACAUUCUCCACAUAAUUCUGCCUCCUCUACAGAGAGAGAUCACCAGACUCACUGAAGACAGCUGCUUGAAAACUCUAGCCCAGGAAGUGAUAAACCUUCUGAAGAAGACGGUUGGUGUCGAAGACUUCACCAAGGUUUUCAUCAGUGUCCAGCAGUCACGAUCAGCUAGAAAGGAAACCCGCAAGAGGCAUCGGGCUAUUGAGGCUGUGUCCAAUCCUGAAAUUGCUGCGAGGAAAAGACUCAAAAAGAAUCUACAGAAGAAGGAAGCAAAAAAGAGAAAAAUUGAUCGCAAAAACCCGUCAAAGAAAAUUAAAAGGAAAAGGUUGCUUGAUAUGGCAAUUGUUCAAGAUGACUGAAAUGGUUAUAGUUAGUGACAUUUAUUUCAAUGACGAUACGGGAAUUGUUAUAUAUAAAAAAUUAAUAAACUGUAACAUAUUUUAUUGUGAAAGAAAUACUGGUUAUAUAUAAAAUACUAGUAAACUGUGACUUGUUUUAUUGUGAAAACGAUUCUACUUUAAAGUUUUUUCAAUAUUAAUAAAUAUUGUUUAUGAAAUUGUGAAAAUUAUUUUAUUUAUAGUGACAAGCACACUGAAAUGGUUACCUUAUAAAACAACCAUUUUGGGGAUUUUCAACCAUUUUUCACAAUCAUGCUAAAUUGUGAAGCAUAUGUACCAAAUGCCAUAGACAUGAACAAUUAGUACAUGGGUAUUUUUUGACAUAACAUUAUAAAUUGGUAUUGUGGUAUUGUGAUGGACAUGAUGUCAUAUAAUGUUUUAUGAUGUAUUUGUGUAAUAUUGUUCCCUUCUCUAGGUAAUAAUCCUGUAAAUACAUGGCUUCUGUAAAUACAGUUUCUAUCUUUA
Gigantopelta aegis is the source of this 8793-nucleotide messenger RNA. Its product is annotated as small subunit processome component 20 homolog. The coding region runs from base 91 to 8289 and encodes 2732 amino acids. Lineage: Eukaryota; Metazoa; Mollusca; Gastropoda; Neomphalida; Peltospiridae. Gene Ontology annotation, cellular component: 90S preribosome; nucleolus; small-subunit processome. The record is from RefSeq and is a predicted model, not a curated record. The transcript is spliced from 64 exons.